CUGCGGUGCCCGGCUCGAUUUUGCGUCGCCCGUCUUUCCUGGUCGUCGAGAGGAGUGGCUGCCCAUCCCUCUGGCUUUCUGGCGGCGUCAUGGCAGAGCUGGAGAGCCUGGAGUUCGGCAAAGCAGAUUUCGUGCUUCUCGACACCGUGUCUAUGCCGGAGUUCAUGUCCAAUCUCCGGUUGAGGUUUGAAAAGGGACGGAUCUACACAUUUAUUGGGGAAGUAGUAGUUUCUGUAAAUCCUUACAAGAACUUGAAUAUCUAUGGCCGUGAUACAAUUGAGCAGUACAAAGGGCGGGAGCUGUAUGAGAGACCACCUCACCUCUUUGCCAUCGCAGAUGCUGCAUAUAAAGCCAUGAAGAGACGAUCAAAGGACACGUGCAUUGUAAUAUCAGGUGAAAGUGGAGCAGGUAAAACAGAAGCAAGUAAAUACAUUAUGCAGUACAUCGCUGCCAUUACUAAUCCAAGCCAGAGAGCUGAAGUUGAAAGGGUGAAGAACAUGCUGCUGAAAUCCAACUGUGUUCUGGAAGCUUUUGGCAAUGCGAAAACUAACCGUAAUGACAACUCCAGCCGCUUUGGAAAAUAUAUGGAUAUCAAUUUUGAUUUCAAAGGAGACCCAAUAGGCGGGCAUAUCAAUAAUUACUUGCUGGAAAAGUCCCGGGUGAUUGUGCAGCAACCAGGAGAGAGGAACUUUCACUCCUUCUACCAGCUUCUUCAAGGAGGCUCUGAGCAGCUCCUGCGAUCUUUACAUCUACAUAAAGAUUUAUCUGCUUAUAGCUAUAUUAGUGCUGGAGUACAUCCAAAGUGUGCCAUUAAUGACAGUGCUGACUUCAAAGCUGUUGCCGAUGCAAUGAAAGUGAUUGGGUUUGGACCAGAGGAGAUUCAGACAGUGUACAAAAUACUUGCUGCCAUUCUGCAUUUGGGCAACUUGAAGUUUUCUGUGGAUGGGGAAACACCGCUGAUUGAAAAUGGCAAGCUAAUAUCUGUCAUUGCAGAUCUGCUCUCAACUAAGGCUGAGAUGGUGGAGAAGGCCCUGCUUUUUCGAACGGUAGCUACUGGUCGUGACAUCAUCGAUAAGCAGCACACAGAGCAAGAAGCCACUUAUGGCAAAAAUGCAUUUGCAAAGGCAAUAUACGAGCGUCUUUUCUGCUGGAUCGUGAUGCAUAUCAAUGAUGGGAUUGCAGUAAAAGACUGCAACAACACGGUUCAUGGCAAAAACACAGUCAUUGGAGUCCUUGAUAUCUAUGGCUUUGAGAUCUUUGACAGUAACAGUUUUGAACAAUUCUGCAUCAAUUACUGCAAUGAGAAGCUGCAACAACUCUUCAUUCAACUUGUUUUGAAGCAAGAACAGGAGGAAUAUCAGCGAGAGGGGAUUCCUUGGAAGCAUAUUGACUACUUCAACAACCAGAUCAUUGUUGAUCUUGUGGAGCAGCAGCAUAAGGGGAUCAUAGCCAAUUUGGAUGAUGCGUGCAUGAAUGUUGGAAAAGUCACUGAUAAGAUGUUCCUGGAGGCUCUUAAUAAGAAGUUGGGCAAGCAUGCUCACUUCUCCAGCAGAAAGCUUUGUGCCAUGGAUAAAAACCUGGAAUUUGAUAGAGACUUUCGGAUUAAGCACUAUGCUGGAGAUGUUAUUUAUUCAGUCACCGGAUUCAUUGAUAAAAAUAAGGACACUUUAUUUCAAGAUUUCAAGCGCUUGAUGUAUAACAGUUCCAACCCUGUGCUGAAGAAGAUGUGGCCAGAAGGCAAACUGAGUAUAACAGAAGUGACCAAGCGGCCACCGACUGCUGCUACACUUUUUAAGAACUCGAUGAUUGCCUUAGUGGACAACUUGGCAUCCAAGGAACCGUAUUAUGUCCGCUGCAUUAAACCCAAUGACAAGAAGUCACCACAGCUGUUUGAUGAGGAACGAUGCAGGCAUCAGGUUGAAUACCUUGGACUUCUGGAAAAUGUGAGAGUACGGCGGGCCGGAUUUGCCUAUCGCCAAACAUAUGAGAAGUUUCUUCACAGGUACAAAAUAAUCCCUGAAUUUACUUGGCCAAAUCACAAACUACCAUCUGACAAGGAGGCUGUGAAGAAAUUGAUUGAGCACUGUGGGUUCCAAGAUGAUGUGGCAUAUGGAAAGACAAAGAUUUUCAUUCGCACACCACGAACACUCUUCACAUUGGAAGAAUUGCAUGCCAAGAUGCUUGUAUGGGUGGUUCUCUUUCUGCAAAAGGUUUGGAGGGGCACGUUAGCUCGACUCCGAUACAAGAGGACCCGAGCUGCCCUCCAGAUUAUAAAGUGUUACCGUCGAUACAAAGUGAAGUCUUAUAUCUGUGAGGUUGCCCGGCGAUUUCAAAAUGUGAAGUCUAUGAAAGAUUAUGGAAAGCACGUGAAAUGGCCUAAUCCUCCAAAGGUUCUGCGACGGUUUGAAGAAGCUCUGCGUGCAAUCUAUUACAGAUGGAGAGCACACGAACUCAUCAAAAGUAUCCCACCCAAAGAUUUGCCACAAAUCAGGGCAAAGGUGGCAGCAAUGGAGUUGCUUAAGGGCCAUCGAGGUGAUAUCGGGUUGCAAAGGGUCUGGCAGGGCAACUAUCUUGCAUUGAAUCCAGGUAAUUCUCAGGCUACAGGUUCAUUCACCCCUGCUACUUUUGAGUUGCAACGAAAGGACAAGUUCAUGAGCAUUCUUUUCUCAUCUGAAGUUCGUAAGAUAAACCGCUUCAAUAAGGUAGAAAAUCGAGCAAUUUUUAUAACUGACAGGCAUCUUUAUAAGAUGGACCCUACAAAGCACUACAAAGUGAUGAAAACUAUCCCACUGUAUAAUCUAACAGGACUGAGUGUCUCUAAUGGAAAGGAUCAGCUUGUGGUUUUCCAUACGAAAGAAAACAAAGACCUAAUUGUCUGUCUCCUGAAUAUGCAUUCACUUAAUGAGAACAGAAUUGGGGAGCUGGUUGGAGUCUUGGCAAAUCACUUCAAAAGUGAAAACCGUCGCCUGCAAGUAAACAUCACCAACCCUGUCCAGUGCAGCAUGCAUGGGCGAAAAUGCAGCAUUUCAGUGAAAACCAAAAUCAACCAGUCAGAGCCAAACUUUAUCAAGGAUCGGACAGGUUUCAUCCUCUGGGUGCCUGAGAAUUAAUAUUACUCUCCCGCAAAGCAGACUUCCACAUGCCUCUGAUUCCUUCAGUCUUGGUGCCUUCAGUCUUAUGGAGGGAGGGGUAUGAAAGUGUUUGUGACACACAUCUAGACCUUGUUAAAGCCCUAUGAAUCGAGAACUUGAAAUGCUCCCUCCAUUAAGCCAAUUACGAGCUUAAUUUAUUGUCCAAUCCAUUUUGUACCAAAGUGCUUUUUAUUAAUGAAUUCCCCAGAUAUACUGUAUAAAAUUAUUGUAGAACUAAUAGUUGAGGCUGCAUUGGGAGGAACCAAAGACUUGUGUGGGAAGAAACAGAAUGAACCACUUUGGAUUUUACAAAUGCCAAAUCUUAAUUUUAAAUGGGAGCCACUGUAUAUUUGGGGGAAAGAGAUUUUCUGUAGCACAAGGAUAAGAGGCUGGAAGUUACUUCCCUCUAGGCUGCUCCACCUCUUCCAUCUUUUUUCCAAAGAGGUUUCCUCUGACCCUCUGAGAGUGUUCAGGCUGGGAAUUCAUUGUUUUGUUGGUGAGUUCUAUGGUGGAACUCAAGGACUUGCUGAGCUUACACUGUACUCCUGUAUGACUUCUUGGUGGGUCUGGCUUGUAACAUAUUAGCAAACCUUCCCCUUCCCCUUUUAGUAUUCAGCUUGGCUCAGAUUCUCCUUAAUGGCUGACUUUCGGGUUCUGCUCUUACUGCAAGCACUGGAGCCCAUAGCUUGGGCCAGUAUAUAAGGUGCUUCCUUUGAGCAGCUGGCAUCCUUCUGCCCAGUGUAGACUUGCAGUUGCCUUUUUUGCUUGUGCAGCUCUCUGCUGAGGUGUAGUGUAGCCUUGUUAGCAGGGCUUUGUUUCUUCUUGUGCCAAAAUAAACAUGCUUUAUUUGACAUUGAUAGAGAGCACGUCCAGCAUCUUAAAACAAGGGAGGAGAUGUGCUGUUUUGAACCACUUAGAAGUAAAUAAAUAAUUGCAAACCUGACACUGCUGGACAGGUCAGGACUUAAAUACUUACGACUGCACACAGCCUAGGAAUAAAGCAGUGAUGGUAGGGAUAAUUGCUUCAGUAUGCCUGCUUCUGUUUUAAGUGUAAGAAGGCAGUACUUCCCAUUUCUGUGAGCGGAGGUGCAAAAUGGCAAACAUGUGUUGCCUGACUAGCUACUAGAAGUCUUAUUGUUUGCUUCUGAGUCAUUCUUAAAUAUGCCUCAUUUCCUAAGUGGGACUAUCUGCAUCUGCCCAAGAUGAGUUAUUGCUCUCCUUUUCUAAUUAGUUUUCCAUGAAAAGGAUUGCUAUCUCUAGUCCUUUCUUUUCCUAUUGAUUGGUCCAAUCUUCUAGGAUCUUCAAGUGCUCUUAAAAGGGCUUCUUCAACAAAGUGCUUUCCAGAUAGGGAAUCUUAUCUUAAAUCCCGUAAUUCCCAGUCAGAAACUAUCUGGCUAGAAUUUAUGGGAGACAAAAUACAACAUAGAUGGAACCAGCAAACAGAAUGAAAGUUGCCGCCCUAGGAAAUCAAUAUAAUUGUAGUUUAUGGAAGUCUCUUCAUGUGUUCUCUUGUUCAUGUCCCCGAAUGCCAGCACAUCCAUGAUGAAAAGCAAGCAGGAGAGCCCGAUCCUUCAUUUCUUCUGAAAAAGAAGUUGGAUCUUGACCAAUCUAGCUGCCCAGACUGAGCAUUUGCAGUCCUUUCUCUACUGCAAAUAGGAAAGUGGACUGCCUCACCUUCCUGGUCCUCUUUUCUCUCCUUCUGCCUUACCAAAGUGCCUUCAAACAUUUACUUUCGAAGCAGCCAAAUUAGCCUCAGAAGUUUUAAAAUUAGCACUUUUAUUUCAUAGCCCAAAAUAAAGGCUGGAUUUGAAUGAUGACCAAAUUUAUGAGAAUUGUGUGGCAGAGGAAAUCUUUCCACAUAAAGAUAUAAAUCUAUUAAAUUGAUUAUAUAAUGUGUAAUGAAGUAUUUUGAUUUGAAUGAAUUAUCAGUAUUUCUAUCUUUAUUGAUUUGUGUGUAUGUUUGGGGGUGGGGGAGCAGAUCGAAUCCAGUACUCUGUUUGCAUCAACAAAGGUAGUUUCUGCUACGAAAAAGGAGCAGGUAAUUCCUCCUCCCCUCUGUGCACUCUCAACUUGCUCUGCAGGGCACCCAAUCACCAGGGGAGUGUGGAGGGUGGGCAUGGGACUGCAGAGAGGAGGAGAAGAGAGAAGGAAGUCUGAGCGUAGGAGCUGCUCACGGGAUACUGGAUUCUGCCUUAUGUGUGCGUUUCUGGAUUUUAUCUAUAAAUUAACUAUUUCUUAAUUGUAUGCCUGAUUUUUAAGCCUGAGGUAAUAGUGUAAUUAAUAUUUUAAAACAGUUUAUACAGAAAUGUGGACACAAGUCCUAUUCAUAAUUAAGAUGUAUUUUUGUUUAUAUAAUUGAAAUAAAAGGACUCUCACUUGUACCCAA
Molecule: messenger RNA, 5517 nt
Organism: Candoia aspera
Lineage: Eukaryota; Metazoa; Chordata; Lepidosauria; Squamata; Candoiidae
Gene: MYO1D
Product: myosin ID
Exons: 22
Coding region: 90-3110 (1006 amino acids)
Biological process (GO): vesicle transport along actin filament; actin filament organization
Cellular component (GO): cytoplasm; vesicle; myosin complex
Molecular function (GO): microfilament motor activity; ATP binding; actin filament binding
Source: RefSeq, a predicted model, not a curated record